AUGUACGAGGGGGCAGAGAACUGCAUUUUGGUCAAGCAGGUCUUACGCUCAAGCAAGUAUUGCACUCAAGCAGGCAUUUCACCAAAGCAAGCAUUUCGUCCAAGCAAGAAUUUCACCCAAGCAGGCAUAUCAAACCAAGCAGAUAUUACGCUAAAGCAGAGUUUACUUCCAAAGCAGACAUUCACCCAAGCCAUUCAACAGCAGACAUUCACCCAAGACCACCCAAGCAGAGACAUUCCACCCAAGCAGACAUUCCACCCAUUCACAAUGCAUUCCAAGCAGACAUUCCACUUCCACCCAAACAUUCCACCCAAGCACAUUCCACCCAAGUACAUUCCACCCAAGCAGACAUUCCACCCAAGUAGACAUUCCACCCAAGCAGACAUUCCACCCAAGCAGACAUUCCACCCAAGUCAUUUCCACCCAAGCAGACAUUCCACCCAAGCAGACAUUCCACCCAAGCAGACAUUCCACCCAAGCAGACAUUCCACCCAAGCAGACAUUCCACCCAAGCAGACAUUCCAUCCAAGCAGACAUUCCACCCAAGCAGACAUUCCACCCAAUUCCCAGCAGAACAUUCCACCCAAGCAGACAUUCCACCCAAGCAGACAUUCCACCCAAGUAGACAUUCCACCCAAGCGCACAUUCCACCCAAGCAGACAUUCCACCCAAGCAUUCCAACACCCAAGCAGACAUUCCACCACCCACCCAAGCAGACAUUCCACCAACCCAAGCAGACAUUCCACCCAAGCAUUCCACCCAAAGCAGACAUUCCACCCAAGUAGACAUUCCACCGACAUUUCCACCCAAGCAGACCAUCCAUCCAGACAUUCCACCCAAGCAACAUUCCACCCAUUCUUCCACCCAAGCAGACAUUCCACAGAGCAGACAUUCUCCACCCAAGCAGACAUUCCACCCAAGCAGACAUUCCCACCCAAAGAGACAUUCCACCCAAGCAGAUUCCACCCAUCAAUUCCACCCCAAGCAACAUUCCACCCAAGGCACCAAGUAGACAUUCCACCAAAGCAGACAUUCCACCCAAGUAACAUUCCAGCCAAGCAGACAUCCACCCAAGCAGACAUUCCACCCAAUCAGACAUUCCACCCUUCCACCCAAGCAGACAUUCCACCAACAGACAUUCCCACCCAAGCAGACAUUUCCACCCAAAGCAGACAUUCCACCCAAGCAGUAGACAUUCCACCCAAGCAGACAUUCCACCAAGCAUUUCCAAAGCAGACACUGCAGGUUCACCCUACCAUCCAAGCAACAUUCCACCCAAGCAGACGCAGACACUUUCACCCAAGCAGCAUUCCGGGCAAGACAGCAGACAAUUCCUUCACCCUCCCCCUCAACCGAUUCUCCUCCAGCAAGCAACCUCACCCUCAAGAGACCUCCGAGCCCGCCGGAUCUCGAGGGCCAGCGGCCAACGACAGCCCGCUCCUCCGGCCGCCCGUCCGCUUGAACGAACAUUUAUGGGAAACGUCCGGCGCUUUAGGCCCGGGACCGAAAAUUCGUUAUCUCGGCGGCCGCCCAUGA
Penaeus vannamei (Pacific white shrimp) is the source of this 1536-nucleotide messenger RNA. NCBI's taxonomy places the organism in Eukaryota, Metazoa, Arthropoda, Malacostraca, Decapoda, Penaeidae. The record is from RefSeq and is a predicted model, not a curated record.